AUGGCCGUCAUGUCCAAGCUUCUAAACUUUCCGAGUCUUACCCUCGCAGCCUGCAUCGAGGGUUUCUUUGCCAUCAAGUUGUUUCCGAAUUAUUACAGCACUCAGAGUCACUUGGCGGCUGUAGUUACCAUAUUGCUAAUCAACUAUGCCUUUGGAGUCGUUUUUUGGGCGGUGUUAUACCCGCGCCUAUUCAGCCCACUUCGACGCAUUCCAGGACCAAAGGCGUAUCUAAGUGCCGCUCACCAUUCUCUCGUCGUCAAGGGAAGACCAUCUGGCGACCUAUUCCUCGAUCUAGCCAAGGAAUAUCCCGGAAAGGAUGUUAUCAUGCUCAAUUCCUUUCGCAACCAACUAUGCAUCAUGAAUCCUCAACUUCUGGCAGACCUCUUAGUUCACAACUGCUACGACUUUGCCAAGCCGAAACGAAUCAGUGGUUUCUUGCGUCACGUUCUCGGAGACGGUCUCAUCAUAGUCGAAGGUGAACAGCACAAGUUUCUACGAAAGAAUUCGACACCAGCCUUUCACUUCCGCCACAUCAAGGAGCUGUAUCCCAUGAUGUGGACCAAGAGUGAGACACUUACAAAGGCUAUCGCUCAGGAUAUCACGGCAUCCAGAUCACCAGUCGUUGAGCUCAACGGUUGGGCUAGCAAGGUGACAUUAGACAUCAUCGGUAUUGCUGGUCUGGGUCGCAAGUUCGAUGCUGUUGAGAAGAAGAUAGAUCCGCUGGCCGACAUCUACGAACAGCUACUCGAACCAGACCGAGAGAAGCUCGUCUUUGCCAUGUUGUCCUUGGCUAUAGGACUACCUAUUAUUCGCAUGAUCCCGUGGAAGAUGAAUGAUCUAUUCAACUACUUGACGGGAUCGUUGAAUGAGCUAUGCUACCCGAUGAUCAAGGAGAAAAAGGCCGCCAUCAUCGAGAAGGGAGAUGACCACUUUGAUGUUUUGUCGCUUCUGAUCAAGUCGAAUAACUUUUCAGACGAGGCUUUGAAGGAUCAGCUAUUGACAUUCCUGGCAGCUGGACAUGAGACCACCGCAUCAGCACUCACAUGGGCCUGCUACCUACUCACCCAGUAUCCCGACAUCCAGUCUAAGCUCAGAGAUGAGGUCAGAGAUUCAUUGCCCGCCGACGUCGACUGCAACACACCAGACCUCGCCAGCAUUCUCGAGCAAAUGCCCUACCUCAACGGCGUCAUGCACGAGACGCUACGUCUCUACCCAACCGUUCCUCUCACCAUGCGUUCAGCCCUCCGCGACACACGCAUCGGCGACCAAUACAUCCCAGAAGGCACCGACGUCAUCGUGUCAAUCUGGUACAUCAACCGCGCCCCAGAGAUCUGGGGUCCCGACGCAGCAGAGUUCCGACCCGAGCGAUGGAUGACAGAGGAUGGAAAGCCCAACCAGAACGGAGGAGCGAGCAGCAACUACAACUUCCUUACCUUUUUACACGGACCGCGAAGCUGUAUCGGUCAAGGCUUCGCAAAGGCUGAGAUGCGAUGUUUGUUGGCCAACAUGGUCAAGUCAUUUGAGUGGACUCUAGCGAUGGACAACAAGCUUGUUCUACCGAGGGGAGUUAUUACCAUUAAGCCGGAGAAUGGCAUGUAUCUGAACAUGAAGGCUAUUUGA
Messenger RNA from Fusarium pseudograminearum CS3096, 1620 nucleotides. RefSeq lists its product as uncharacterized. Gene Ontology annotation, molecular function: iron ion binding; monooxygenase activity; oxidoreductase activity, acting on paired donors, with incorporation or reduction of molecular oxygen. Lineage: Eukaryota; Fungi; Ascomycota; Sordariomycetes; Hypocreales; Nectriaceae. The record is from RefSeq and is a predicted model, not a curated record. The coding region runs from base 1 to 1620 and encodes 539 amino acids. The transcript is spliced from 3 exons.